Messenger RNA from Trichogramma pretiosum, 2054 nucleotides. Its product is annotated as THO complex subunit 4-like. The coding region runs from base 231 to 1082 and encodes 283 amino acids. The record is from RefSeq and is a predicted model, not a curated record. The transcript has 3 exons. Gene Ontology annotation, cellular component: nucleus. Gene Ontology annotation, biological process: mRNA export from nucleus. NCBI's taxonomy places the organism in Eukaryota, Metazoa, Arthropoda, Insecta, Hymenoptera, Trichogrammatidae. Gene Ontology annotation, molecular function: mRNA binding.
CUAUCGCGCGCGUGCGAAAAUCGUCGCGUGUACAUACGCGUACCAGAUUUUCGCUCCAAAGCCGCGCGAGUCAACCCCAUAACCUCUCUCUCUCUGUGCAUAGCAUCGCCGCCGCUCGCGGCAUAGUGUGUGUUGUUCUCUACGUCCAAAAAAAAGGUUCCACACACAAACAGAGGGAGAAACCUUCAUCUAUCCAGUCAACAGUGUAAAACACAAAUAACGCAUCCAAAAUGGAAAUGAGUCUAGACGAUAUCAUCAAACAGAACAAAGGCAGCCGUGGUCGCGGUCGUGGCAUGAAACGAGGUGGCGCCUCGGCCGGUGGUCGCAAAUUCACCGGCUCUCCCAACAGACGAGGUGGCUCGUCGUCGCGUGGCGGCUCCGGCAGCCGCGGCGGAGCCCGCAAACCGGGCGGCGGUGUGAUUCGCGGCCGCGGCAGAGGCGGCAUCGUGCGCCAGAGAAGCAGCUUCGGGCAGCGCUCGCGCGACAGCGUCAAAGCCGCCUUCCUGGGUGGCAGCGGCUCGCCCUCCAAGAAGUACGGCGGCGCCACGGAGCAGGGAAAACUCUUUGUGUCGAAUCUCGACUUCGGCGUGACCGACUCCGACAUUCUCGAGCUGUUCAGUGAAUUCGGCACCCUGAAGAGCGCCGGUGUCCAUUACGAUAGAUCCGGUCGAUCCCUCGGCACGGCGGAUCUCAUCUACGAGAGGAGAGCGGACGCCAUCAAGGCCAUGAAGCAAUACAACGGUGUACCACUCGACGGACGUGCGAUGAACAUACAGCUGGCCACCUCUCAGAUCCCCAGCACCACUAGUAUACCCAGACGCACGACCACUGCAGGCAGCAAUUUUAGAAGUUCUCGCGGCGGCGGCUCGUCGUUCAAUCGCGACAGACGCGGCGGUGGCGGCGGACGCGCCAACUCCUCUCGUGGCGGUGCCCGAGGAGGUGCGUCCAGAGGUGGCCGCGGUGGACGCGGCGGAGCCAAGAGAGGCGGAAGACAAGACAAGAAGCCGCCCACGGCCGAGGAACUCGACGCCGAGCUCGAGGAAUACGUCAAGAGCAAAGUGUCCAGCACCGAGGGUGCUUAAAGCAAUUUACACAUUAUCCACAUAAAUGCCCUACACAUCAUCACACCCAGCAUGGCUCGACAUUUCUGUAAAUACGUCUAUUUGCCCAUUUAAAAAUUGAACACUUAAAAGACAAAAGCUGUGGGCCAUGCACACAUAAAAACAACUCAGCAACUGUCUUUCAUAGACUAGAAAAAAAAUAAUAAUGAGGGCUUACGAGGAGACCACUCGACUGCUGGGACAUUGAUUUUUCCAACAAAUUUUUAUGGCGACUACGCAUAAAAAGGGCAAACUUAGCUUUUCUUCUAAUCUUAUUGAUGAACCUGGAGAACCAUCUAAAAGUUGUUCUAAUUUCAUGUGCAUUCAUAAAUGCACAUAUGUUCAAUCGGAUAAGUGUAUAUUUAAAUUAGGAGAAAUGUUUAAAAAUCGGUUCAACCCAUGAGAUUAUUAGUAAAAGAAAAAUCAUACUUUUUUUCUGUUUGGUCGUCAAAACAACUUUGAAAUUAUGAAAAUCCGCGCCUCGAAACUCGAGUAGUCUUCUAUAGUUGAUAUAUAUAAAUGAUGAGUAUAUGGGCUUCAUGACGUGCAACCGAAAGAAACCUUUUUUUUGUAAUGUUCAAUAUUACUUAGUAGCUUAAGCUAUAUUGUAUUAGCUUAAUGGAAUUAAAAUAAAAAAACUUUUUUACGUGUGUGCGUAGAUUAAUAAAAAAAAAUUUUCAUUUUUAUCUUUAGCGACAGCGAAGUAUUGUUUAGACAAGAUUUUUAUAAACGAAACCAUUAAAAAAGAAAACGCGUGAAUCGUUUAUCAUCAACAUAUAAAACUCGUUUAAAUCGAAAUUUAGAUGUAAAAAAAAAAACAAAAAUUUUAAAUACACUCUUGUCAUCUUAUGUAGUAACAAUCUUUUGUAAUAUGUUGAGCAUUGUAACAACGUAAUAAUUCAUCCUCAUUUUCAAUAAUAUUUAGUAAUAAAUAUGAAUUAUUGUACAACUUGA